Molecule: messenger RNA, 1009 nt
Organism: Myotis myotis
Lineage: Eukaryota; Metazoa; Chordata; Mammalia; Chiroptera; Vespertilionidae
Product: calcyclin-binding protein-like
Exons: 1
Coding region: 1-603 (200 amino acids)
Biological process (GO): heart development
Cellular component (GO): nucleus
Molecular function (GO): tubulin binding; ubiquitin protein ligase binding; S100 protein binding
Source: RefSeq, a predicted model, not a curated record
AUGGCUUCAGCUGUGGAGGAGCUACAGAAAAAUCUUGAAGAAGUAAAGGUGCUGCUGGAAAAGGCCACUAGAAAGAGAGUACGUGAUGCUCUUAUGGCUGAAAAAUCCAAGAUUGAGACCGAAGUCAAGAACAAGAUGCAACAGAAAUCACCAAGGAAAGCGGAACUUGACAAUGAAAAGCCAGCUGCAGUGGUUGCUCCCAUUACUACGGGAUAUACAGUGAAAAUCAGUAAUUAUGGGUGGGAUCAGUCAGAUAAGUUUGUGAAAAUCUAUAUUACCUUAACUGGAGUCCAGCACGUCCCCACGGAGAAUGUGCAGGUGCACUUCACAGAGAGGUCAUUUGAUCUUUUGGUAAAGAAUCUAAAUGGGAAGAAUUACUCCAUGAUUGUGAACAAUCUCUUGAAACCCAUCUCUGUGGAAGGCAGUUCAAAAAAAGUCAAGACAGAUACAGUCAUUAUCUUAUGUAGAAAGAAAGCGGAAAACACACGGUGGGAAUACCUGACUCAAGUUGAAAAAGAGCGCAAAGAGAAAGAAAAGCCCUCCUAUGACACUGAAACAGAUCCUAGUGAGGGACUGAUGAAUGUUCUAAAGAAAAAUUUAUGAAGAUGGAGAUGAUGAUAUGAAGUGAACCAUUAAUAAAGCCUGGGUACAAUCAAGAGAGAAGCAAGCCAAAGGAGAGACAGAAUUCUGAGACUUUAAAGUUCUUUCGGGAAUUGUGAUGUGGAAAUAAUGAUGUUUCCAAUAAGGACAUGUUGGUGAGCUGCAGAUACAUUUAACAGAUAAUUUCACAGAGCCUUCUUCUAAGUAAAGGCAAUGAAUUCUCCUGCUGGAGGAUUUAUUUAAAUAAAAUAUGCUUAUUAAACAGUUCCUCUAAAGAUGGUUUCCUUAGUAAACUGGUCAUUUUGUUCAAGAACGAUUAAUGUUUGCAUUCUCAUAUGAAAUGUAAAGAAGCAAGUCUUGCCUAAUGAAAAUGCCAUAUUGUGUGUAUUUUUGUUCAGCUAGGAGGUAG